AUGUCCUGGCUGCGUGUCUGUCUGUUGGUAGUGACGGUGGUUCGGUGCCGGGCGGGCUAUCUCGGCAUUUUCAGGGGUCAGUUGGUCACACCCGAUUCUUGCUAUACGCAACUGGGCCAACCGCAACCUUGCAUACCGGAUUUUGUCAAUGCAGCCUUCGGUCGACGCGUGCAGUCCACUAGCCAAUGCGGCAGCCCUCCCGCUCGCUAUUGCCAUUCCGAAGGAGAGUGUUCCGUCUGCGACUCGACCUCCGGCCAGCAGAAAUAUCCCGCGUCCUUCUUGACGGAUCUCAACAAUCCCAACAACGUCACCUGCUGGAUGUCCGAACUGGGCGCGCACAACGUCACUCUCACCCUGAGUUUGGGCAAGAAGUACGAGGUCACCUACAUCAGUCUACAGUUCUGUCAUCGAACUCCGGAGUCUUUAGCCAUAUACAAAAGCAUGGAUUACGGCAGGACUUGGCAUCCUUUUCAGUUUUACUCCAGUCGAUGCCGCCAGGUGUUUAGGAAGCAGCCCAGGGUGCCCAUUACCAAAGCCAACGAACAAGAAGUAUUAUGUUCCGACUGGCCCUCGGCCCGUCGUCUCAGAGGCGAAAGGUUGGCUUUCAGCACCUUGGAAGGUAGACCGUCGGCCUACGAUUUCGACAACAGCCCGGUUCUUCAGGACUGGGUGACGGUGACCGACGUCAAAAUCGUCUUGCAAGGCUCCAAGACGGACAACGCUUCUCUGCAAGAUGCUAAUUUCUAUAGUGCCUCGGAUCUGGCCAUCGGGGGAAGGUGCAAAUGCAACGGGCACGCUUCCAGAUGCGUGGCCGACGGGGACGGAACCUUGGCCUGCGAAUGCAGACACAACACCGCCGGACGGGACUGUGAAAAGUGCAAGCAGUUCCACUUCGACCGUCCUUGGGCCAGAGCUACCUCUCAUCAGGCUCACGAAUGUGUAGCCUGCGACUGCAACCUGCACGCCCGGAGGUGCCGCUUCAACAUGGAGUUGUACAAGCUAUCGGGGAGGACCAGUGGAGGCGUGUGUCUGGGGUGCCGACACAAUACCGCGGGCAGGUAUUGUCACUACUGCAAAGAAGGCUUCUACCGAGACACCUCCAAACCCAUCACUCAUCGUAAAGCCUGCAGAG
Messenger RNA from Centruroides sculpturatus (bark scorpion), 1132 nucleotides. Its product is annotated as netrin-1-like. NCBI's taxonomy places the organism in Eukaryota, Metazoa, Arthropoda, Arachnida, Scorpiones, Buthidae. The transcript is spliced from 2 exons. The annotation marks the transcript as partial. The record is from RefSeq and is a predicted model, not a curated record.